AUGGCCGCCGCCGCCGAGACCAUACAGGCCUCCGGCCCCGCGGCUUCUGUCCAAGACCAGACCCUCCUCGUCUUCGCACGCCUCAUGGAGGGCGGCCAGGAGGACGAGGAGACGUGUCGCGACCUCGACCUGCUCACCAAGAUGCUCAACGACGACGCCGUCGCCCGCGAGGCCGACCCGACCAACCACAAGUCCAUCUGCCGUGUCAUCGACUCCGACUGCGUCGAUACCAUCCUCUGCUAUCUCGACAUGCGUCAACCCGACUUGGUGCGCGGCCACGCUGUCCUAACAACCUCGGCCUAUAUGCGCGCCGCCGCCGAGGACGCUUCCAAUAAACUGCGCGCCUUCUUCCUCGACCGUGUCCAACGCCGCACCUACGAUGACUAUAUUGUCGCGUUUUGCGUAGCCGCCGCCACCUUCCCCAUUGUGCCCGACCUGACGACGGAGAUGUUCCUCAACGAGGGAUUCUUGAGCUCCCUAGGGCCGCUCAUGCGCAGGGAGUGGAAGAGCCGCAAGGUGGAGACGGCGUGUCUCGAGAUGCUCAAUGCCGCCUGUAUGGACGGCCGGUGUCGAGAGGCCAUCCAAAAAUACUGCGUGGAUUGGCUCGAGGAAAUUGUUGAACAGUAUACCAUGGAUAUGGGACGGAGAUUGAGCGAAGAACCGAAUCUUCAAGGAGAAGAGGGAUCCGUCUCCAUGAGACAGCAUUCAGAGCAGGUGCAAUAUCUUGCAGCAGUCAUUCUGGCCAAACUUCGGGCUGUUCCCAAGCCAUCUGACCCCAAUGCACCCCGUAUUGAGUCUGCCGUCACGUCUAUAGAAGAGCUAUCCGGCCUCUUCACCAAGAUGAUUCUCCGAAACGAAGACCACGGCAAGCAACACUCCAUCGAAGGAUUGGCUUAUGCCUCUCUGCAACCAAAAAUCAAAGACACCAUUUCCAAGGACCCAGAACUUCUCAAGAAGCUUCUUGAUACCCUCUCAAAAGCGCCACCCCGCUCCCCUACCACAUACGGUGCCCUGAGCAUCUUUCAAAACUUGACACGGUACCGUCCACUUUUCACCGAGGAAGAAAAGAAAAUGUCACAGCUGAAAGCAUAUGCAAAUGCAGAAGGCAAGCUCCCCGGAAUGGACCCGCUCGACGACGACGAGCAUGUCAAUGAGCGCUGCAAGGCUGUCUUUGCAGCCGGCAUCACUCCCGUGCUAGUGACCCAUGGCAAGCACGAUUCUGCAGCUGCCCUGGGAAUCAUUGCCAACAUUCUGCUAUCACUCACCAUGAUUAAGAGCAUCCGCGGCCAGCUUGCCCAACAAGGCGCAGUGAAGCUUCUCCUCGUGGCCUGGAGCAGCCUCAAGGAGGAGCAACGGGACGCCCGACGCAGCGCGUCGCAGGCCCUAGCACGCAUCCUCAUCAGCAUCAAUCCCGCGCUCGUCUUCGGCGGAACGCGGGCAAACCCCGUCGACGCGGCCAUCACGCCGCUCGUCUCCAUCCUGCCGCCCGACCCGGCCUCGGACCGGCGCGACCUGCUGCCGACCUUUGAGGCGCUCAUGGCACUGACCAACCUGGCCUCGAUGGAGGACGCGACGAUCGCGCAGCAAAUCAUCCGCCACGCAUGGCCGCACGUCGAGGAGCAGCUGCUCUCCUCGAACCACCUCGUGGCCAAGGCCACCGUCGAGCUCGUCUGCAACCUGACGCAGUCGCCCGACGGCGUCGCGCUGUACGCCGACGGCAGCGUGCACGCUGCCCAGAGGCUGCACGUCCUGCUGGCGCUGGCCGACGCUGAGGACGAGGGCACGCGCAGCGCCGCCGGCGGCGCGCUCGCAGGGCUCACGGCGUUCGAGCCCGUCGUGCGUGGCGUGGUCCACCGCAAGCGCGGCGUAGCGGCGCUGCUCGGGCUGUGCGUGGAUGAUAGCGAGGACUUGCGCCACCGCGGUGCGGCGAGUAUCCUCAACAUGGUCUCAGCAGGUGGCGCGAUCGGCGCCGAGGCGCGCGACAAGAUUCGCGAGGAGGGCGGCGUCGACAUCCUCAAGACAUGCCUGAAGAAGAGCAGGAGACCGGAGGUGGUGCAGGCGGCUGUGGAGGCGCUAAAGCCGCUGGUCGAGAGAGAGGUGACCGAGGUUGAUUGA
Cordyceps fumosorosea ARSEF 2679 is the source of this 2115-nucleotide messenger RNA. RefSeq names its product Armadillo-like helical. Lineage: Eukaryota; Fungi; Ascomycota; Sordariomycetes; Hypocreales; Cordycipitaceae. The record is from RefSeq and is a predicted model, not a curated record. The coding region runs from base 1 to 2115 and encodes 704 amino acids. The transcript is spliced from 2 exons.